AGCAGCACUAAACCUCCAAUAUCUACAUGUGCUGAAGUGUUCUUGAGAAGUGCCUGCCCUUUGGAGCUCAAGAAGGACAUGAGGAGUAAAAGGACCUUGGAUCUCACUGGUCAGAAUGAAACAGAUGUUGAAGGAUUUUUCAAAUCUAUUGUUAGUAGUGCUCUGUGACUAUGUUCUCGGUGAAGUGGAAUAUCUCCUCUUGAAGCAUCCAGAUCAUGUAGCCUUCAGCAAUGACACGGUCUCUGUGGAGUAUCAGUACUAUGAUGGUGGUAAUAUGACAGCAGAGAAUACGUCCAUCCUAUUGCUCGAUGCCAAUACCAACCAGAUCAUUGCAAGAAAAGAGCUUCCAGCAAAUCAGUCACACGGGAUGGUAGAGUUUGAGUGUUUCUACUUCAAGAGCGCUGGGGACUUUUGGUUCAGAAUGGUCUCUCCAAGAGAUAAUAGUAGUGAUGGACCCUGGAGUGGAAGAAGAACGUCCCCCCUCCAUGUGCAAUGGCCUGUAUUUCAUAUUGAUUUGAAUAAGACCUCAGACCUUGGAAGCUCCCUCCAGGUUGGACUUUUCACAAAUGAACAGUUGUGUGCCCUGAAGGAGAUGGUAGUUUCACUGGACGUGAUAUUCAGCAGCACUCUUUAUGAACUAGGAAAACUAAGCUCUGAUGAGACACUGGGCAUUAGAACUAGAAAAGGAAUCUUGCUCUCUAGAUCCCAGUGGGUAGAGUUUGAUUGCCCACCUAUUGGUCAAGAAACAUAUAUCACUGUGUUGCUGAGAUCACUAGAAACACGUUCAGUCAUUGCCUCCAUGGGACCCAUAGACCUCCUGCACAAAUUUGGGUACCGACUGGUGGUGGCACCAGAAGCAACAUGCAAGACUUUGGUUCAGGUCUUUGUGGUUUCUCCACCAUGCACUUCUGCCAGUGGAAAGAUUGCUGUCUAUAAAGAGGCUCUCAAGCAUCCUAGCCAAAGAACAACUUGGCUGUAUGAAAACACCAUUCACCCAGGAGACAACAGGACAGAAUUUAACUGCACUUUGUUUGAUGUGGGGAAGAACAAAUACUGCUUUGACCUCUUUAGUUUCUCAAACCGAAGCCAUUUCUCAACCAGAGUUAAGGAGUGUAUGAUGAUCCAAAGGAAUAUGGAGACGUGGAGCGCGUGGCAGCCGUGGAGCCCGUGCAGCGCGACCUGCGGCGACGGCGUCCGCGAGCGCUUCCGAGAGUGUCUCACGUCGAGGCCGGCCCGGCCGGGCUGCGCCGGGGCGCCGAGGGAGACCUCCACGUGCUCGCUCGAGCAGUGCUGGGCUAUCAAGCCUCCCACCCCACCUUCUAUCCAGCCAGAAGAAGACCAGAAAGCCAAUAACAUAGUCACCAUCACGGGCAUCUCCUUAUGCUUGUUCAUCAUCUUUGCCACUGUUCUCAUCACGCUGUGGAGGAAGCUCUGCAGAGCUCCCAAGUGCAGCGCGGCCGUGCGGCGAAACUCCGUCCAUUCCCCCGGCUUCCGGAAGAACUCCGACGAGGAGAACAUCUGCCAGGGCAACAAGCAGCGGGACAGCUUCACGGAAGGAGGUGAUGCCCCUGUGAACAUCCCUCUGACCUACAGGCGAAGCCUCCCGCUUGCCCAAGAAGAUGAUGCCUCUGGAAGCGAGAAUUUUCAGCCGAACGCCCAAAAAAUCAUCCCUCCCAUUUUCAGCUAUCGCCUCGCACAGCAGCAGCUGAAAGAGAUGAAGAAGAAAGGCCUGACGGAGACCACCAAAGUGUACCACGUUUCUCAGAAUCCUCUCACAGACACAGUUCUUGGUGCCACCACAAUGCUCCCCUUGAGCACAGAAAACCAGGAGGAGGCAGCAGCAAACAAAUUUAGGAUCAAAUCUCCAUUUCUCGACCAAUCAGCCGGUCAGCCCAAAUUCCCGGGUGAAAGCUCUAACCCAAGGCUGGAUUUUCCAUUCUCGCAGGCCAAUCCUGCAAUGAGCCCUACCCAGACCUUGAUAAGAAGAGCUCAUUUCAAACACCAAGAUAACAGAGGAGAGUUAUCAGAGAGGGGCUCUCACAGAAACCCACAUUUUAGAAGAACAGCCAGUUUCCAUGAAACUAAAAAGGCCAGGCCUUUCAGGGAGAGAAGCAUGUCCACCCUAACGCCACGACAGACUCCUCUCUAUAGCUCCAGGACCAGAACAUGGGACCAGGGGUUGGAAGACAGGGCAAGGCCCAAACUGAGAAAUGCUAGUGCAGCUUGUGAAAAGCUGGAUCAGUCGCAUUGCCCUGUGCUGCCGUGUGAAGCGCAGGGCCACGGCACGAAGUGCCAUCAGAAAGCGUGUCCCCCGGUGAAGAGGCUGGAUCCGCUCGCUGACCGCCACCCCGGCAGUCAGGAGAAGGCAGCUGAGAAAGCUGAGCCCGGCCGGAACAAGAGAGGCCCCUCACCGAACCCCAGGGGCGCGUGGCGCAAGGAAGCGGCGGCGGCGGCCGCCAGGGACGCCCAGCAGAGAGGCCGAACGCUCAGCCCCGUCCAGUUCCGAAAGGACAAGUGCCAGAGCUUCCCGCUGGACCCGGAGUUUGCCUUUUAUGAUAACACUACUUUUGGCUUAACCGAGGCAGAGCAACAGAUGAUUGACCUCCCUGGGUAUUUUGGCUCUAAUGAAGAGGAUGAAGCAAGCACCUUAAGCGUUGAGAAGCUGGUGAUCUGAGCAACUCGGUGUAACCCUGUA
This is a messenger RNA of Tinamus guttatus (white-throated tinamou), 2695 nucleotides long. The record is from RefSeq and is a predicted model, not a curated record. Lineage: Eukaryota; Metazoa; Chordata; Aves; Tinamiformes; Tinamidae.